Molecule: messenger RNA, 3012 nt
Organism: Acanthisitta chloris (rifleman)
Lineage: Eukaryota; Metazoa; Chordata; Aves; Passeriformes; Acanthisittidae
Product: insulin receptor substrate 2-B-like
Biological process (GO): insulin receptor signaling pathway
Cellular component (GO): cytosol; plasma membrane
Molecular function (GO): phosphatidylinositol 3-kinase binding; insulin receptor binding
Source: RefSeq, a predicted model, not a curated record
CCCAAGCGCGUCAUCCCCCUCUACCAGUGCUUCACCGUGAGCCGCCGCGCCGACGCCAAGCACAAGCACAUCAUCGCCCUGUACACCAAGGACGAGUACUUUGCCAUGCUGGCUGAGAACGAGGCCGAGCAGGAGGCCUGGUACCAGGCCAUCAGCGAGCUCAUGAGCCAGAGCAAGAGGGGCUUCCUGGAGCAGGAGGACCACGCGGACCAGCAGGUGGAUGAGGACGAUGAGCACUACGGGGCCACCCUGAGGCCCGGCACUGUGUUCAAGGAGGUGUGGCAGGGCAAAGCGAAACCCAAAAGGGGGGGGGUCAACGUGAAGCCCAAAGGGUUGGGACAAACCAAAAACCUCACUGGAGUGUACAGGUUGUGCCUCUCCAGCAAGGCCAUUCACCUCGUCAAGCUGAACUCAGAGGUGCCCUCUGUCCACCUGCAGCUCAUGAACAUUCGUCGCUGCGGACACUCAGAGAACUUCUUUUUUAUCGAAGUGGGCAGAUCCGCCUCUAUUGGGCCUGGAGAGCUCUGGAUGCAAGUGGAUGAUUCAGUGGUUGCCCAGAACAUGCAUGAGACUUUUCUGGAGACCAUGAAAGCUCUAAAGGCCUUCGCAGAGUUCAGGCCCCGAAGCAAGAGCCAGUCUUCUGGCGGUGGCAGUGGUACCAAUCCCAUCUCCUUCAUCACCACCAGGAGACACUUGGGCAACCUGCCCCCCAGCCAGACAGGCCUGCAGAGAAGAUCUAGAACUGAGAGUGUUGCCGGAGGGACUCCUCCCACCACCAAAAGCAACAACUCCUAUCGCUUCAGAACGUCCAGCGAAGGAGAAGGAACCAUGAAUAGACCUUUUAGGUCAGUGACUGGGAGUCUGAUCCACCUGAAUACUGCGAGGAUGAAUUUGGGCCGGCAAGAAGGGAGUGGAAGGUACGUGAGAGCAGCUUUUAGCUCGUCUUACCACACCAGGUCUGCUUCACUGCCUGUUUCUCAUUUUCCCUCCACUACAAGUCCCAUCAGUGUCUCUUCCAGUAGUGGCCAUGGCUCUGCUUCGGACAUGCUGACUAGGCCUUCCAGCUCAUCUGUUUGUGGUUCCCCAAGCGAUGGGGGAUUCAUCUCUUCUGAUGAAUAUGGCUCCAGCCCUGGAGAUUUCAGGUACUUUCGAGUCAGGAGUAACACACCGGAUUCCCUGGGAAACACACCACCUAUCAGGGAGGAGAACUGCCUGAGUGAGUACAUGUCCAUGAGUAAGCAACAGGUAGACGAUGGCUCGAGAGAUGAUUAUAUGGAGGCUGAAAAGUGUUUCAGGAAAAGAACUUACUCUCUAACAAAACCAACUUCUGUAGCAGUGCAGCAGAAGACAACACAAACUACAGCUUUGUUAGAUGAAGAUGCUGCAGGAAAUCAUGGACGAUUACUGUACUCUGAAACACCAAAAUUGAAAGAUAACCAUGAAUUGGAGUACAGUGGCACUAACCUUGAUUCCGUGUGUAACCAAAGUAGGAGUAAAGCCAGGGAUGAUGGAUACAUGCCAAUGAUGCCAGGAGUUGCAUCUUCUCUGUCCAGCACCAGCGAUUAUUUGCCAAUGACUCCUAAAAGCAUGUCUGUUCCCAAACAGAUUAACAACUCCUGGUCACCAUCUCAGGUGGACUCCCGAGGAUAUAUGAUGAUGUUUCCAAAGGCUAGCUCCUCACCUGUUCGGAGUCCUUUAACUGGAUUUGUGUCUAAAGGAAGUAAUGAGAAGAUUGUAAACAAUGAGUAUAUGGAUAUGUCACCUGGGAAUUCGGCUCCAAAGCACCCUGGUGAUUCAAAUUAUAUUCACACCACUUCUGUUUCCAAAGGUUUUAGCUCAUAUUUUUCUUUGCCGCGAAGCUUUAAGGCAUUAUCGGGACAAAAUGGUGACCACAGCGAAUAUGUUCCAAUGUCUUCACCUGGAAAACUUUUGUAUGGUGGACCAGAAAAUGUAAAAGGGGUCAGCAGCGAGACUCUGGCUAAUGGCAUCUCCAAACUGCCGACGGUGAAAGGCUCAGAUGAAGGACUUGUGCAGAACAGGGCUGCCAGGCCCACCAGACUGCCCCUAGGGACGAGGGGCAGCAAUACCAUCCCCAGGAUGUAUGAUCGUACAGUGCCACCCGAGCCAGCGAGUCCUGGUGAAUACAUAAAUAUUGAUUUCAAUGAAAAGGCAAGUAACACACCCUAUUCCCUUUCUGCAGAGGGGUCACCAUCAUCUCUAGGCUCAAGCAGUGACCACAGACAGUCCCCACUCUCUGAUUACAUGAGUGUGGACCUGGAUGUACAGUCACCGAAAGUAGCGAAGGAACUGUCGAACUCCCUAACAGAUAUUUCAAUUUAUGCAAGUUCCAGUAUUCCUAGAAACCAGUCAAAUCCUGACUACACCAGGCUCUCGUUUGGUACUGCUUGUGUGAGCACUGCGAGUAACAGGACUGAUGACUACACCGAGAUGACCUUCAACAUGGCAGCAACACCUCCUCGGCCGUUCGCCGCCGAAUCCGACAACGGUGUAAAGAUGGAUAGUCCGUCCUCCAUCGUUAAUAGACUCUGCAUUGUUGAUCGCUAUGCUGGAAGCAGUAGCUUCUCUGUUCCUAGCUCUGACCCUCCUAUGGGACCGAAAGUGAUUCGAGCCGACCCUCAAGGCAGGAGGAGACACAGUUCUGAAACCUUCUCUUCUGCUGGGACUGUGACCACCUCAUCCUCUUUCUUUACUGAUAGUAGCAAAAGACACAGCUCUGCCUCAUUUGACAACGUGUGGUUAAAACCGGAUGAAAACAUUUCUGAUGGUCAGGAAAGAAAAAUGUCCAGGGAUACCUCAACUGGAUUUCAGAAUGGCUUAAACUACAUCGCUCUGAAUUUGCGCGAUGACCCUAUAAGCUGUGAGGCAAGUACUGCAGCACCAACUUGCCACCUCCAAAAUGGUACUUCAGGUUUGGACAGCGGAGCUUACGUAAGCAUAGAUUUCAGCAGAUCCGAUGGGCUGAAGUGUAACGCCGCUAGAAAAGGUUUGUAG